Molecule: messenger RNA, 702 nt
Organism: Alternaria incomplexa
Lineage: Eukaryota; Fungi; Ascomycota; Dothideomycetes; Pleosporales; Pleosporaceae
Exons: 2
Coding region: 1-702 (233 amino acids)
Source: RefSeq, a predicted model, not a curated record
AUGUCUGGCAUCAACCUCCCCAAGAACGCCCACGUCUCAACACACCCAUGUCUCCAGGCGAAGCUCUCACAGCUCCGAUCCGUGAGCACAGGGUCCAAAGAUGCGCAGACCCUGGUGCAUGAACUCGCUCUCAUGGUCGGUUAUGAGGCACUGGCCGCUGGCCUAAAGGCACAAGAGGCAGGCAUCGACAAAUCCCCGCUCGGCUACGAAUACACCACAACCACCACCUCCCCCUCACCGACCUCCAUAUCCCUCGUCCCCAUCCUCCGCUCCGGCCUCUCCAUGGUCCCCGCGCUCUCCUCCCUGCUACCCAUGCCCGUACCCGUCCACCACCUCGGUCUCUACCGCGAGAAGUCCACCUUACAACCCGUAGAAUACUACAACAACCUGCCCUACCACACUCCGCACGCAGCUGGCUCAACCAAGCCCCAACCAGAACUCGCCAUCAUCGUAGAUCCCAUCAUCGCGACGGGUGCGACGGCACAGGCGGCGAUUGACACGCUGAAGGACUGGGGUGUGAAGCGGAUUAUCGUCGUGGCUAUUCUGGCGACCGAAGAGGGGCUGCAGAAGGCGUGCGGGGAGUGGGAAGAGGGGGUUGAGGUGUGGGUUGGUGGGUGCGAUAAGGGGGUUGAUGAGAAGGGCAUGAUUAAGCCCGGGCUGGGCGAUAUUGGCGACAGGCUGUUUUUGACGUUGGGGAAAUAA